UCUGGGGCUGUCGUGGUAACAUGCUGAUCUUUCUGAGCUUCCUGGUCUAUGGGCAUGCGCUGGCCGCCAUCACGCCAGUUCACCUUAAUAUGACCCAAAUAGAUGGCAGUAGGAAUGAGAGAGCGGUUUUACCCCCUAGGCCAGUCUCCCGGGCAACUCUCAGGCUUAUCUUUCAUGAUGACUUCAAUUUCUUGGAUAAAAACAAAUGGACUCUGGACGCGACCACGUCGCUUGGUGGUCACAAUGAAUUUGAGUUCUACAGUCCGGAUACCAGGAACACCUACACACGGGAUGGGAAACUUUUCAUUCGGCCUACUUUGACGUCAGACAGAUUCGGCGGUGACUUCCUGUACCAUGGAACACUUGACCUCAAGAAGCUGUACGGGUAUUGUACAAUUGACUGGAACAAUGGUUGUGUGCGAGAUGCCAACAAACUCGGUAUUCUGCCUCCGGUCAUGUCGUCCUUCUUGAGAGGAAAGACGGAUUUCAAGUACGGCAAGGUGGAGAUUUCGGCUCGAAUGCCACUUGGGGACUGGCUGUGGCCCGCUCUAUGGAUAAUGCCGAGAAAUUACUAUUAUGGUUCCUGGCCUAGGUCUGGAGAGAUGGACUUUGCAGAGACUACAGGUAACAUCAACUACGGUAAUAUGGGUGCUCAGCGUGCUACCGCUUCCCUUCACUUCGGCAACUCUGUAGAAACAGACAAGCAUUUAUCGGGUGAACACUUUCUGCACGGCGCAACAUAUGGAGACGCUUUCCAUAAAUAUACCCUGGACUGGACGGCAACAUAUGUCAAGAUGUACGUGGAUGAUAUUUUGGUUUAUGGCCUAGAAAUGCCCUCGGAUGGCUUCCAUAACCAUUUCAAAAUUCCUGGCAAUAACAUCUGGGGACAAGCGCAUAAUGCGCCCUUUGAUAAGGACUUCUAUGUCAUCAUGAACGUCGCUGUAGGAGGAACCAAUGGGAUCUUCUUUGACUGGGUGAAGAACUACCCACACCCGAUGCCCUGGCGGAAUAAGGACAGCCCCCGUGUUGCCACGGAGAAGUUCUGGAAUCACAUGCAUGAGUGGUACCCGACCUGGCACGGAGAAAAUGCUGCAAUGAGAGUGGACUACGUCAAGAUCUGGGCGUACUAACAGUACACCUGCACAGCUAUAUUCUCACAGAUCUGCCAAAU
Molecule: messenger RNA, 1171 nt
Organism: Liolophura sinensis
Lineage: Eukaryota; Metazoa; Mollusca; Polyplacophora; Chitonida; Chitonidae
Product: beta-1,3-glucan-binding protein-like
Exons: 10
Coding region: 21-1130 (369 amino acids)
Biological process (GO): carbohydrate metabolic process
Molecular function (GO): hydrolase activity, hydrolyzing O-glycosyl compounds
Source: RefSeq, a predicted model, not a curated record